AUUGGGGUGACGUAAUUUUCGUAGCUCAGCUCAGAGCAAUUGGCUAGCGUUGGCUAGCGCGCGUAGAAAUUCGCUGUCUUAACUGUUGUUUUUCUUUCUUCUACGACCAUCAACUAGCAGAAAUCAAUUUCAAUGGAAAGCGAAGCGUCUGACAUCGAUCCUGCACCAGGACCAGAAUCCGGCAGCAUGGACGGGGAGAAUGCACCGUUGUAUUGCAUCUGCAGGAAGCCACACAUCAAUUGCUUCAUGAUUGGCUGCGAUAACUGCAACGAAUGGUUCCAUGGCAACUGCAUCAACAUCACGGAGAAGAUGGCCAAGGCUAUCAGAGAGUGGUACUGCAUGGCGUGCAGAGAUGAAAACCCGUUCCUGGAAAUAAAGUACAGGAAAGAAAAGAAAAAUCGAGACAAGGAACCAGACUCUGAUAGAACCCAGUACAGCACUCCGAGUACUCCAGACUACAAGAGCGAAAGGCGCCGUGGAUCAAAAGUGAAGCGUUCCGUGCGCAUGUGCGGUGAAUGUGAGCCCUGCAGGAGGACCGAGGACUGUGCCCAGUGUGACUUCUGCAAAGACAUGAAGAAGUUUGGGGGGCCCAAUAAAAUAAGGCAGAAAUGCCGAUUUAGGCAGUGUGAAGUCCGAGCAAGGAAGAUGCUACGUGUAAAAGAAGAGGAGCUGUCUUUGCGAGAAAGAAGAGACAACUACCACCACAGACGGAGACGGUACUCUGAGGACUAUGACAGCGAGCUCGAUCUCUACCAGCAGUACAGAGCGGCGGGGAUUGACGACAACAUGGUAGCACAACAUUUCACCCCCAUGCUUGCUCAUUUGAAGGCAUUUUCUCUCUCACCUCUUCACCAGGGCUGGGCGACUGACGACGACGAGCCGCCUUUCAGUCCCGUCGUGCGGAAGAAAGCCGUGAAAGUGAAACACGUCAAGAGACGAGAGAAGAAGUUUGACAAGAAAAAAGAGUCCCGGCGCCACAAGCAGAAGCAGAAGCACAAGGACAGAAACCGACACAGCGAGAGGGGCGACGUGCGGGAUCACGGAGGGCGACAUCAGUGUCUCGGGCCGAACUGCGUCGACUCUGCAAGAGCCAACUCCAAAUACUGCUCAGAAGAAUGUGGCAUGAAGUUAGCUGCCAAUCGAAUCUAUGAGAUCCUCCCUCAGCGCAUCCAGCAAUGGCAGCAGAGUCCCUGCAUCGCAGAGGAGCACGGCAAGAAGCAGCUGGAGCGCAUUCGCAGGGAGCAGCAGAACGCUCGCUUGCGCCUCACCGAGAUGGAGCGCCGCUUCCACGAGCUGGAAGGCAUCAUCGCCAAGGCCAAGCAGCAGGCGGUGCAGCAAGAUGAGGAGGUGAACGAAGGGGAUGGUGAUGACACAGACCUUCAGAUUUUUUGCGUGUCCUGCAGCCAUCCUGUCAAUCCAAAAGUGGCACUAAGACAUAUGGAGAGAUGCUAUGCAAAGUAUGAGAGUCAGACCUCCUUUGGUUCCAUGUAUCCUACAAGAAUUGAAGGAGCGACCAGACUCUUUUGUGAUGUGUACAAUCCCCAAAGCAAAACGUACUGCAAGAGGCUUCAAGUUUUGUGUCCAGAACAUUCCAGAGACCCUAAGGUUCCUGUGGACGAGGUGUGCGGGUGUCCGUUGGUGAAGAACGUCUUUGAGUUGACAGGAGAAUACUGCAGGGUUUCCAAACGGAAAUGCAACAAACAUUACAACUGGGAAAAGCUCAGGAGGGCUGAGGUGGAUUUGGAGCGAGUCAGAGUGUGGUACAAGUUGGACGAGCUGUUUGAACAAGAGCGGAAUGUCAGGACUGCGAUGACCAACAGAGCUGGUCUACUUGCACUGAUGUUGCACCAGACCAUUCAACAUGAUCCCUUGACAACUGACCUGCGUUGUAAUAAGGAUAGAUAAUGGUAUCCAUCCCAGACAGUCACUGUACAUGUGAUUUAGUUUAACCUGAAGAAACGUGUUUCCAGGUGGACUUUAAUGGAAAAACGAUUUUCUAUUUGGAUAAUAAUUUUUAAAAUUCUUUUUAUCAUAGUUAACUUAAAGUGGUAAAGUGAGCAUAUAUUUUCCUGACUGUGGAGAGAGUCUAGUUCAGUUUUUGCUAUGAACACCUUCAACUUUUUCCAGUGAGGGCAGCAUACUGUACUAAAAAAAAAAAAAAAGCAAAAUAUGUGAGGGGCCCACUUUAUUUUUAUAUAUAUUUUUAAUUUUGUAAAAAGACUAAAAAAAAGUUGUAUAUUUACAUACAAAGCUUUUUCUUAUUAGUUAAUAGUAUCAACAUUUCAGCUUUUUCUCUUAACAUUGUGCUGAUUUGCUGUAUUUUUUUUCCCAUUUUGUUUUGAUUUAAAUGAUUUCGACAGUGUGCUGCGAGCCAAUAAAAAAUGAAUCACGGGCAGCAAAUGCACCCUGGCCUGCACUUUGGGCACCCCUGCCAUGAAUAAACUCCUUCAAAUGUC
Molecule: messenger RNA, 2456 nt
Organism: Dunckerocampus dactyliophorus (ringed pipefish)
Lineage: Eukaryota; Metazoa; Chordata; Actinopteri; Syngnathiformes; Syngnathidae
Gene: cxxc1b
Product: CXXC finger protein 1b
Exons: 13
Coding region: 133-1905 (590 amino acids)
Biological process (GO): positive regulation of DNA-templated transcription
Cellular component (GO): Set1C/COMPASS complex
Molecular function (GO): zinc ion binding; DNA binding
Source: RefSeq, a predicted model, not a curated record